CAUGAUCUGACAGAAGUGACGUCACGUAUGAAGGAUAUCCACGCGGUAGACUGUGUUGCAAUAAGGACUAUUUUGAAGUGAAUUUGAGAUACAAAACAGAAACAAAUUGUAUAUACACCAUGACCGAAAACGGGGAGAGUCUCGCCCCAGAUUCCUGGGAUCAAGAGGACGCCCAAGCCACGAGUGAUGUUGCAUCACAGUUGUCAAAUCUCAACGUCAAUGCCCCAGCAUUUGUGCCAGGGCAAAAUGUAUUUGCAGCAGAGUUUGUGCCUUCUUUUCAAAAAGGGGCCCCAGCAGAAGUACAAGACACACCAAAUGUUGCAGAACCCCCACCAACUGAGCAAGAUAAAUCAGACACUGCUGAGACAGAAAUGGAGGCCACAGAGAAGUGGGAAGAUGAGGCGGCAGAGGAUGCUGAUAUGAACGAGGAGGAGGAAGAGGAGGAGGAUGAACCCGCUCCCGUUAAAUCACUAGCUCAGGAAAGCCUGGGGCCCAAGAAAGAACACGUCAAUGUUGUCUUCAUAGGACAUGUCGAUGCCGGAAAAUCAACUAUUGGAGGACAUAUUAUGUAUCUUACGGGUAUGGUAGACAAACGUACGCUAGAAAAAUAUGAGAGAGAGGCCAAGGAAAAGAACAGAGAAACAUGGUAUUUGUCAUGGGCAUUAGACACAAACUUGGAGGAGAGAGAAAAGGGAAAGACAGUAGAGGUUGGCAGGGCCUUUUUUGAAACAGAAAACAGGCACUUCACUAUCUUGGAUGCUCCUGGGCACAAAAGCUUUGUACCAAACAUGAUUGGUGGGGCAUCGCAAGCAGAUUUGGCUGUAUUGGUGAUCUCUGCCCGUAAAGGAGAGUUUGAGACAGGAUUUGAGAGAGGUGGACAGACCAGAGAGCAUGCUAUGUUAGUGAAGACUGCUGGAGUCAAACAUUUGGUUGUUGUCAUCAACAAGAUGGAUGACCCAACUGUCAUGUGGUCAGAGGAUAGAUUCAACGAGUGCAAAGAGAAAUUACUACCUUACCUAAAGAAGUGUGGGUUCAAUCCAAAGACAGACAUCUUCUUCUUACCUGUCUCCGGAUUAACUGGUGCAUUCCUGAAAGACAUACCUGACGAGUCUGUAUGUCCGUGGUACAGAGGGCCAUCACUGAUUACCUACCUAGACACAAUGCCUUCAUUCAACAGAUCCAUAAACCAACCUGUCCGCAUGCCUAUUGUAGACAGAUACAAGGAUAUGGGCAUCUUGCUACUAGGAAAAUUAGAAUCUGGAUGCAUAUUUCGGAACCAAACAUUCCUGCUAAUGCCAAACAGAGCCAGUGUCAAAAUCAUGCAAAUUUUCUCUGAUGACAUUGAAGUGGAAGAGGCCAAUCCAGGAGAAAAUCUCAAACUGAAAGUGACAGGAGUGGAAGAAGAGGAUGUAUCGCCUGGGUUUGUAUUGUGUCCUUCCAAUAGUCUAUGCCACACAGCAAAAACAUUUGAUGCUCAGAUUGUGAUACUGGAACACAAGUCCAUUAUUUGUGCGGGAUAUAGUGCUAUUCUACACAUUCAUGCAUGUGCAGAAGAAGUAACGAUCAAGACCCUACUGUGUAUCAUAGACAAAAAGACUGGCGAAAAGGCCCAACUGAAACCUAGAUUUGUGAAACAAGAUCAGGUGGCAAUAGCAAGAAUAGAAGUCAACGGAGGAAUGAUCUGUUUAGAGACAUUCAAAGAUUUCCCUCAGAUGGGACGAUUUACAUUACGAGAUGAAGGAAAAACGAUUGCAAUAGGAAAAGUUCUAAAGAUCCGUGAAUAAAUUAAAAACUGACUUUGAGAAUUCAAUUGGAAUGCGACACUAGUUAUGCUUUCAGUGCUCAACAGAAAUUUGCCUGUUAGUGAAAAUUCCAAAGAGGACUGAUCUUUGAACUUGGCAACAUACAAAUGUACAUGUACUUGGCAGAGUGUUUCUGCUCUCUGGAGGUUAAGGGCAAACUUGUACAUGUACAAAGGUGCUUUAUUGUGUACAUUUUAUUUUAACAGUUCAAGUUGGUUUUAGAAAAUUAUGCUGUUUAAAAUAGGGUGGGUUUUUUUUACUAUGCAAUGUGCAGAAAUCAUCAGUAUAUUUUGAUUUGCUUUUUUUGGGGGGGGGGGGAGGGGGGCUGUUUAGUUGAUUUGUUAAUUAAUUUUCUUAGCAGUUCCUAUCGCUUGAAAUCUACAUGAAAACUUGUACAUAUCAAAUCGGUUGUAAUUUUUUUUUCAUAGAAUAUUUUAAAAAUAAAAGUAGUCUAAUUUUCAGGAAAAAAUGGACCCACCAAAUAGAUCAUGAAAUUAAAUGUAGGCUAUUUGAAGCAUUUUCUAUUAAAUUUCAUCUGUUGCCUUUGAAUUUUUUUUAUGUUUGCCAUGUUCACUGUAUAAUUCAUAACAUUGUUCAGUUUGUAUGUUUUUGCAAAGUUUACUGCAGAUGGCUAUAAACUAUCAUAAAAAGAUACAAAUAUAUGAAAUCAUUAUGAAAUUCCUAACUGGGUGAACAUUUCAGUCAAGUGAUUUAAGCUAAGAUAAAAGGAUAAAAACUUUAAACAAUAAAUAUAUUAAUGGUAAAUUUCUAGAUGACUAAAUUUUGUUCACACUGCAAAAAUAUUAAUGAUGACUUGUUUUAUUAUAAUUAUGCUGUAUUGAGGUAAGAUUGUGAACACCAUUUUAUGGCAAUACAAAUUUCGUGUAUUUAUGAUGUAUACCAGUACAUGUGUAUCUAGAAAACAAUUUCUUGGAACAGUUUUGUUGAUGUCACAGUCUGUGUUAUGCAAAAAGUGCUGUAAAGAUUUGACACCUUUGAUAUUUGUCAAAAUAAGGUAUAAAAUUAAAAAUAUUAAAUACUUA
Messenger RNA from Magallana angulata, 2845 nucleotides. Its product is annotated as eukaryotic peptide chain release factor GTP-binding subunit ERF3A-like. Gene Ontology annotation, cellular component: translation release factor complex. The record is from RefSeq and is a predicted model, not a curated record. NCBI's taxonomy places the organism in Eukaryota, Metazoa, Mollusca, Bivalvia, Ostreida, Ostreidae. Bases 120 to 1784 code for a protein of 554 amino acids. The transcript is spliced from 14 exons. Gene Ontology annotation, molecular function: translation release factor activity; GTP binding; GTPase activity. Gene Ontology annotation, biological process: translation.